GUCUCUUAAGUACAUGUGCGUUUUGAGUACGACUACACGUUGUAACUACUGAGAAAGAACGAUGCCAUCAAGGAAACGCACUAAGAAGGCAGACGAAGAUAGUUCUGCGGCCGCAACAGACGUAGACGCAUCCAAGAUGACAGUAGCAGGGUUGAAGGCAGAGCUUGCAAAACGAGGUCUCGAGACGAGCGGAAAGAAGGCUGAUCUAGUGAAGAGAUUGAAAGACGCGAUGGGAGACGAUGAAACAGACGCUGCUGAAGAGCCUUCAGCUAAGAAAUCCAAACCUGAAAAGAAGAAAGUGGAGGAGAAAGACCAACGAUCGGAAGCAUCUAAGAAAAUGGCACAGCUCAAGGAAACCAAAAAGAAGAGAACUGCCAAGAUUGACCAACAUUGCUAUCUGGCUUCCAGAGCACAAGCAGCUGUAGUUGACGACUAUGACUGUAUGCUGAACCAGACCAACAUUGGCCAUAACAACAACAAAUACUAUGUUAUUCAACUGAUUAACUGUCUUGGAUCAUAUUAUGUUUGGAACAGAUGGGGUCGUGUUGGAGAGUCUGGACAGAAUGCAAUGAAAGAAGCAUUUGGAGAUUUGAACAAAGCAGUCAAAGAGUUUGAGAAAAAAUUCAAAGACAAGACAAAGAAUGACUGGUCAGCAAGACACAAAUUCACUCCCGCACCUGGCAAAUACACUCUCAUUGAAAUGGAUGACGAAGAUGAAGAUGACGGGGGUACUGCUGCCAAGUUGGCUGCUUUAGAUGAUAAAACGGAUGCCCCCAAGAAGGUCCGCUCAUGCACACUUGACAAGCACACUCAAAGUCUCAUCAAGUUGAUUUUUGAUCAUGACAUGUUCAAAGAGGCCAUGGAGAAAAUGGAACUUGAUACUAAGAAAAUGCCAUUGGGAAAGAUAAGCAAAUCACAGAUUGCCAAGGGCUUUGAGGUUCUUGAAGAAAUGGAAAAAGAACUUAAAAAGAAGUCAACAUCUGGUGAUCGUAUGAGAGAGCUGUCAUCUCGCUUUUACACACUGAUUCCUCACAGUUUUGGUAGACAACGUCCACCAACGAUUAACAGUGAGGAAGGCGUUCGGCAAAAGAUGGACAUGCUUUUGGUUCUUGCAGACAUUGAAUUAGCACAGGAGCUUGAGUCUGAAAGUGAGAAGAAGAAAGUAGCUCAGGGUGAUGAAGUGGACCAUCCAAUUGAUAUCAAUUAUGGCUUGUUAAAAUGUCAUCUCAAGCAUGUCGACCCAAACUCAGAUACGUUCAAGAUCAUCAAAACUUACACAGCUGCUACUGGUCCCACGUGGCGUUCCCUGGAGAUACAAGAUGUAUUUGAAGUGGACAGAGAAAGUUCUGCUGAGCGUUUCAAGCCAUACGAGGGUCUAGAGAAUCACCAGUUGUUGUGGCAUGGCACAAACGUAGCUGUAGUUGCCGCUAUACUGAAAGGAGGACUACGAAUCAUGCCACAUUCUGGAGGUCGAGUUGGAAAAGGAAUUUACUUUGCAUCAGAAAACAGCAAAUCAGCCGGUUAUGUCCGUACUGCUGCCAACACUGGCAUAAUGUUCCUUGCUCAGGUUGCACUUGGUAAAGAGCAUUCUAUUACAAAAGACAACUGGUCGCUCACUGCCCCUCCUUCUGGCUUUGACUCAAUUGUUGCUCGGGGACGAACCGAACCCGAUCGUACAAAAGACACCUCAGUGAAGUUGGAUGGCAAGGAUGUGUCUGUUCCACAGACGAAACCUCUUCAGCAGCCUCCGUACAGCACAAGCAACUUCAGUCAGAGCGAGUACCUCAUAUACAAAGAAAGUCAGUGCCGCAUCCGCUAUCUCCUUAAACUCAAAAUGUGAUGACAAACGAUUAAUUGAGCAUUCGCAUUUUAGUUUGCGACAUUGCUUUGCUGACUGAAUCUGCCAGUGUUGGUUUUUUAGCUUUUUGUAUGGUCUUAGCAGCAUUGCGUGUGAGCUGCUUUUUUUGCUGUUGCGUUUACUAGGAAAAAAGCCACUUUCUCAAUACAAAUGUAUUUUUUAGUUGCACAGGGAUCAAUAUUGGCUCCACCCCAAAACUGGCAGUGCAGCUCUAUUAUAUACAUAUACGUAGCUAUCUUUAGUGUUGGGGAGGUGUCAUAUAUGCUAAUAGAUUGUU
Messenger RNA from Corticium candelabrum, 2135 nucleotides. RefSeq names its product protein mono-ADP-ribosyltransferase PARP3-like. Gene Ontology annotation, molecular function: NAD+-protein mono-ADP-ribosyltransferase activity; NAD+ poly-ADP-ribosyltransferase activity. The transcript has 11 exons. Bases 62 to 1840 code for a protein of 592 amino acids. NCBI's taxonomy places the organism in Eukaryota, Metazoa, Porifera, Homoscleromorpha, Homosclerophorida, Plakinidae. Gene Ontology annotation, cellular component: site of double-strand break; nucleolus. The record is from RefSeq and is a predicted model, not a curated record. Gene Ontology annotation, biological process: double-strand break repair; protein poly-ADP-ribosylation.